Molecule: messenger RNA, 1904 nt
Organism: Prosopis cineraria
Lineage: Eukaryota; Viridiplantae; Streptophyta; Magnoliopsida; Fabales; Fabaceae
Exons: 6
Coding region: 1-570 (189 amino acids)
Molecular function (GO): protein binding
Source: RefSeq, a predicted model, not a curated record
AUGGUGCACGUUGUGCUCGACUUCGAAGAGAAGAUAGCAUCAGCUCUGCCGUCGAAGAGGCCGAAAUUGCUAGAGAUGAAAAACUCAAGAGGCGAAACGCCACUGUUCAAGGCUGCCAAGAACGGCAACAUGAAAGCGCUAGAGUAUAUGGCCAAACAAGCAGAUGAAGACAUGAAUGUUCAUCUUUAUAGCGAUGAUGAAACUAUUCUCCAUGCUUGUAUUAAUGGGCAAUAUUUUAAUGUAGCUCUUUGGAUAAUCAAUAACAUGGAUUGUAGUAGUCUAAUUAUGAAGCGUAAUAAAAGUGACCUUACGUGCCUUCAGCUUCUAGCCAGAAUGCCUGCUGCCUUUCGGGGCCAAUACCAAAUGGGAUUCUUCACCAACCUCAUCUAUAAAUUGCUUCCUGAGGGGGGAUGCCAAAUUGAAGGUUGUGAUGGUUUUAAGUUGUCUGGGUGCCUCAACGACUUGGAAAGUGGCCAAGAUGCAAAGCCACCACCUUCAGCGUUUUCAAGGAUAAACUCCACUGUUUGUAACAAUCUAGCUAAAGGAAGCAGCUGUAUCUGCUGGAAUUGAGGAUAUAUUGCAAAAAAGGAAGAAACAUGAGUUAGCAAAGAGUCUGGUAGAGUUUCUGGUUAAGAAGGAUGACUCGUGGCGGACCUGUUAGAAUCAUGGCUACAAAUCGCAGGUUCUACUACCUCCUGCUCGUCUCAAUGUCGUGAAAAAGAAAAAACAGCUGGAACGGAAAGAGAAGAGAGAAGAGCUUCAAGGUACUAAAGAUUAAACUCACGAUGAUAAUAUAUAUAGAACACCAUUGUUUGCAGCAGCUAGCAUCGGGAUUGAAGAAAUAGUUGACUUGUACCUUAAAGUGCAUCCGAUGUCCAUAAAUUACAUCAGUGAAGAUGGCUAAAACAUACUUCACAUAACCGUUAAACACUGUCAACUCAACAUCUUCAAAUUGCUCAAGAAAAAUCCACAAUUUUCUUCCUUGUGUUCUCAAAUUUCUUUUAUCAAUCGUACCGCGUUGCAUGAAGUUGCCAAGAUGGAUUAUUACAGAGGAUUGUCCCAACCUGGUGUAGCAUUCCAACUACAACACGAGCUCAAAUGGUAUAGACGAGUGGAAAAAAUUAUUCCUGUUCAACUACACUUGCAUUGUGACGAUGAGAAACUAACGGCUAGAGAUGUUCUGGACAUAGAGCACGAUGACAUGCUUGCAGACGCCCAACAAUGGACACAGUAAACCACCCAGUCAUGCUCCACGGUGGCGGUACUCGUGGCCACGGUGGUCUUCGCGGCGGCCUACACCAUCCCGGGCGGGAUUGAGGAUGGCUCACUGGUGUUCCUUAGACCUCCGGUGUUCAUAUUCUUCACCGUCAUGGACAUCGUGGCGCUUGCCUUCUCCUUGGCUUCAGUGGUCAUGUUUCUCUUCGUCCUCAAUGCGCCUUUUGAGCUCUGGGAUUUCCACAAGUCUCUGCCACAAAAACUGAGCAUAGGGUUUGCUUUUUUGUUCUUGGCAUUGGCUAGCACGAUGCUUGAAUUCAGUGCAACGAUUUUGCUCACAAUUAGGUUGCAGUGGAAGCAAUGGACUUCAACUUUGGUGUAUAGUGCUGCGUUCUUCCCUGUCACCAUAUUUGGCUUGAUUGAAUUCCUACAUUAUAAGAAGCUUCCGAGCCUGUUUCACAAGAUAUUUAAGAAGGCCAUGAAGGUGAUUAAUCCAAUCAGUCGAGCAGUUAGAAGAGUUAAGAAACCGAAGCACGCGCAAAAAAAUCGAACGGUGCUUAAAGCAAAUUAAUUAUUGUUGUUGUUAUUCUUGUUGUUUGAAGGGGGUGUUUAUUUGUGUGCUUUUCUGAUCAAUAAAGGAGUUUGUAUAUAUAUGUGCGCGCGCGCGAAGAAGCUUUGUGGCUUUUGUG